AUGACCAUGAAACGACUAGGUUUUACUAUGGAAGAAUUAUCACACAGUCGUUUGGUCAUCCAAGGUUUUAAUCAAGGAGGACAACGUGCAAUCGGCCUGAUCCACCUAGAAUUAUCCAUUGGAGAAUUGAAAAGCAACGUCUUGUUCCACGUCAUUGACGCUAAGACGACCUACAACAUGUUGUUAGGACGUCCUUGGAUCCAUGAAAAUGGAAUAGUGCCAUCAACCUUGCAUCAAUGCUUCAAGUUCUUUCAAAAUGGAAUAAAAAAGGUCGAUGCCGAUUUAAAGCCUUUUGCAGAAACCGAAGCUCAUUUUGCUGAUGCAAAAUUUUAUGCAAAAAAAGACAUUUCUAGCGAGGUUCUUCCAGUUGAGAUCCCGUCUAUGAAAAGUAAACAGGAUGAAAAUGAGCAUGUUAAAUUCAUCGCCAAAAAGGACAUUUCUUCCCCAAAGAAAGGCCCAGAACCCUUCCUCCGGUAUAUACCAUUAUCACAUCGCAAGAAUGGACAAUCACCAUUCGCGGAAUGCCUUCAACCUACAAAAGACAUGGGGAGACCUGCAAAGCUCACGAUGGAGGAUGUAGCCAUAUUGAAAGAAAAUCAUGUCAUGCCUUUAACUUCAUCCACAAACCCUUUGCCCUUGAAGCCGUUAAAUGGAUUCGUGAGGUCUUCGCAAAGUCCGAUAGAGCAUGGUAUUCUACCAAGUGAGUGGACGAAAGAAUGGUUCGACCCAAAGGCAUAUAGGCUGUUAGCCAAAGCAGGCUAUGAUUUCUCAAAACAAGAAGACUUAGGGAAGCUAAUUCCAGAAGCCACCGGAGAAAAGAUGCAUAGCCUUAGCAAAACACAAAGGAAAAUGUGGCUUGAAGGGCAUGAAAUUCCUAUCCCAAAGACCGGAUUAGGUUAUACUCCCGAACAACCAGCUCAGAUAUGGAUCAAGAAAAGAAGCGAUCCUUCAAGUUCCCAAUACAUAACGGUGGAGGUUGGCGAAAGUUCAAAUCAAAGAAAAGAUCAUUCUUCACCCCAUGUCUCAGUGUUUGAUCGCAUCGAGGCCUCGUCAUCACGAAUCACAGUGUUUGACAGGUUAAAUACAACUUGUUUAACACCAAAUCGGGACACUCUUGCUUGUAAAUCAGUUUUUGAUCGACUGGGGGCGACGAAAAGGCCUAUUGAUAGUCAGUCUCAAAGUUCAAUAAACUUUGACUUUCAAGGGAAGCAGAAAGCUAAUGAUGAGAUCCGCAGUAGCAUUCCUUCACGCAUGAAACGUAACUUUACCUUGGAGAUUAACACUGAAGGAUCGCUCAAAGUCAAAAGACGAACGAUUGUACAUACAAGUCAGUCACCCGUCCAUGAUGAGGAAAUUGAAGAGGUAUCAUCCUCGUUUCAUAUUACAAUAGAAGAGGGUACACUGUCAGAUGCUGAAGCAACCAAUGAAGAGGUCGAUGAAGCUCCUCCAGCCUUGGAAGAUGGAGGACAAGCUACAGUUGAUGAACUUAAAGAGAUCAAUUUAGGAACUGCUGAAGAACCCCGGCCAACUUUCAUCAGUGCACUUCUCACCCCUAAAGAAGAAGAAGGAUACCUCAAGCUCCUAGUAGAGUAUAAAGAUGUGUUCGCUUGGACCUACAAGGAAAUGCCUGGGCUCAAUCCGAGUAUUGCUCUACACCAUUUGGCCGUAAAGAAGGGCGUGCGCCCAGUCAAACAAGCUCAAAGACGCUUUCGGCCAGAGCUUAUCCCUCAAAUAGAAACCGAGGUCAAUAAGCUCAUUGAAGCAGGCUUCAUUCGUGAAGUGCAGUACCCGGAAUGGAUUGCUAACAUCGUCCCUGUCAAGAAGAAGAAUGGACAAAUUCGAGUGUGCGUUGACUUCCGUGAUUUGAACAAUGCAUGUCCCAAGGAUGAUUUUCCAUUACCCAUCACUGAGGUCAUGGUUGAUGCCACUACCGGUCAUGAAGCUUUAUCUUUCAUGGAUGGAUCUUCGGGUUACAACCAAAUUCGAAUGGAUCCUAAGGAUGAGCAGCUUACAGCUUUCCGUACCCCUAAGGGAAUUUACUGUUACAAAGUGAUGCCUUUUGGACUAAAGAAUACUGGUGCUACUUAUCAACGUGCCAUGCAGAAGAUCUUUGAUAAUGUACUUCAUAAAUAUGUGGAGUGUUAUGUCGAUGAUUUGGUGGUUAAAACAAAAAAGAGGGAAGACCAUCUGGCAGAUCUACGAUCCGUGUUCAUCCGCUUGAGAAAGUAUCAGCUUAAAAUGAACCCCCGCAAAUGCGCUUUUGGUGUAACAUCUGGAAAAUUUCUUGGUUUCAUUGUAAGGCACCGCGGUAUUGAAAUUGACCAGUCUAAAAUUGAAGCUAUCCAGAAAAUGCCAGAGCCCAAGAAUCUGCGAGAACUUAGAGGCUUGCAAGGAAAACUGGCCUACAUACGCCGAUUUAUCUCGAAUUUGGCCGGUCGAUGUCAACCUUUCAAUAGAUUGAUGAAAAAGGAUGUGCACUUUGAAUGGGAUGAGGCUUGUAGCAAUGCUUUUGCGCUCAUCAAAAGGUACUUGCUUAAUCCUCCAGUUUUAGGUGCUCCUAUCCCAGGAAAGCCUUUGGUGUUGUAUAUUGCGGCCCAAGAAAAGUCUCUAGGUGCUCUUAUGGCGCAGGAAAAUAAAGAGGGGAAAGAAAGAGCCCUUUAUUAUCUAAGUCGAACUCUCAAUGGGGCUGAAUUAAAUUAUUCUCCUAUCGAAAAGAUGUGCCUCGCUCUUUUCUUUGCCAUAGACAAACUGGAGCACUACAUGCAAGCAUAUACAGUCCGUUUGAUAGCAAAGGCGGAUCCGAUCAAAUAUGUCCUCUCCAGGCCAGUGAUUUCGGGUCGUAUAGCUCGAUGGGCAGUCUUGCUACAACAAUAUGACCUUGCAUACAUUCCACAAAAAGCUGUCAAGGGACAAGCAUUGGCAGAUUUCUUAGCUGAUCACCCAGUUCCAUCUGAUUGGGAGUUCUCCGAUGAUUUCCCGGAUGAAAAUGUGUUUUACAUUGAAGAAAUGCCACCAUGGAUUAUGUUUUUCGAUGGGGCUGCACGUCGAGAAGGAGCGGGGGCAGGUGUAGUGUUUGUUUCUCCACAAAGGCAAAUACUUUUGUACUCGUUCUCAUUAAGCGAACUUUGCUCUAACAAUGUAGCUGAAUAUUAA
Molecule: messenger RNA, 3153 nt
Organism: Quercus lobata
Lineage: Eukaryota; Viridiplantae; Streptophyta; Magnoliopsida; Fagales; Fagaceae
Exons: 1
Coding region: 1-3153 (1050 amino acids)
Molecular function (GO): nucleic acid binding; RNA-DNA hybrid ribonuclease activity
Source: RefSeq, a predicted model, not a curated record